Diachasmimorpha longicaudata is the source of this 3447-nucleotide messenger RNA. It is a transcript of the gene SCCRO4, whose product is annotated as DCN1-like protein 4. Gene Ontology annotation, cellular component: ubiquitin ligase complex. Bases 741 to 1415 code for a protein of 224 amino acids. Lineage: Eukaryota; Metazoa; Arthropoda; Insecta; Hymenoptera; Braconidae. Gene Ontology annotation, biological process: protein neddylation. The transcript is spliced from 4 exons. The record is from RefSeq and is a predicted model, not a curated record. Gene Ontology annotation, molecular function: ubiquitin conjugating enzyme binding; cullin family protein binding; ubiquitin-like protein binding.
AGCUUGUUUCAGCGUGGGAUUAGAUCUCAUUCCUCACACUCUUUCUUGUUUUUCCCAUGUCGAGUCAAUUGCCAUUGAUUAAUGAAUAUUGGGAGAAAAAUAGAUAAUUGGCUGGAAAAUGGAAAAAAAUGGCGUGGUUUUUAAUGGAGAUAACAAUCAUCUUAAAUUCAAUAGGAAGAAGAAUGUCCUCACGUACAAUUCAGAAGAAUCCAUAAAUGCAACCCUUCAACCCAAAACCUUUCUCUAAGAACCAAAACAACGAAAAUAUCAAAAAGCUACAGUUCUAUGAAAAAAAUCGUUGACCAACUCAAUCUCUACAAUAACUUUCUAUUAGCCCCCUCUUCGCCAAAUUCAUGUAAUCCCAGAGGCAGCAGUUAACGAUAAGAACACCGUUAUACAUAUCAUUCUCAUUAACCCCAAGAGCCAUUACAUCAGUAGACAGUAGUCUCCAUUGGAUAUACCGACAUCGUGGUGGUGCAGAGGCGGUAUAAAAAUAGACAGUCCACAAUUUUAGUCUGCCCUUCCUAGUCACUUUAGCUGGUCCAAUUUUCUGUUUUCCAACAUCUCUCCUCAAUUCACAUAUUCCACCCCCAAUACCAGAAGUAUCAAAUUCACCCCUCUCCCUCCGAGGCGUCAAUUAUUCGAUUAAAUUAUCCAAAUAAUCCUCUAAAAUUGAUCUCCGGAUUUAAAAGUUGAAUUAAAAAUUCAUUUGACAUUCAUUAGAGGUUCCCUGACAGUGCAUGGAUGACAACAGCGCCAGGCGUUACACAAAAACAGAGGAUGUCUCAAGUGCAUCGUCGUUCUCUCAGAAACGAUGUAUCGCGUGGUUCAGGGAGUACACAGUGCCAGAUGAUCCAGAUACACUCGGACCCGAAGGAAUGGAGAAAUUCUGCGAGGACAUUGCUGUAGAGCCGGAGAAUGUUGUUAUGCUUGUACUCGCUUACAAAAUGAAUGCCCGUCAAAUGGGAUUUUUCACAAUGAGUGAGUGGCUCAAAGGUUUAUCAGAGUUGCAGUGCGAUACGAUAGGUAAAAUACAACAGAAGCUAGAAUACCUGAGGAAUUUACUCAAUGAGCCACACACCUUCAAGGGAAUCUACAGAUAUGCGUAUGAUUUUGCCAGGGAUAAAGAUCAACGCAGUAUGGAUAUGGAGACAGCCCGUGUGAUGCUGCAGUUACUGCUAGGAAGACACUGGCCCUUAUUCUCCCAAUUUGCACAAUUUCUAGACCAGUCCAAGUACAAAGUUAUCAACAAAGACCAGUGGUGCAACAUUCUUGAGUUUUCACGAACUAUUAAUAAUGAUUUAUCCAACUAUGAUCUGGAUGGGGCCUGGCCAGUAAUGCUCGACGAAUUCGUCGAGUGGUUGAAAGUUCAAAGAGGCGAGGGGGCGUCUUCAACAAGUGUACGUGGCAGCUGAAAUAUCACAUCCAUCCAGUCUGUAUCUUAUUCAAAAUCAAUUCCCCCAAUUCGACAAUUUCAAUUUCUCUCAAUCACAUAUGUCAUAAAGUUGAAAAAAAUUACUUUCCAACUUUUAUUUCAUUAUUUUUCUCGCAUUAUCCACAAGUUACUUGAAUUAUCGAUUCACUGAUUGACAACAAAUUCAUCCCGAUCAUUAGCUGCAGCCUAAAAAUCGUGAAUAAUCAUGAAAAAGUGGAGCCAAAUCAAUGAUCAAAAGUUUAAAUCAUAGCUCUAACUUCUUCUGUUUUGAGUAAUCUAAUAGUCUGUAGCUUAACAAUGAAAAAAACUAGUGUUGCCGUGUAUUUCACCGAUGGUUGUGCUUAGAAAUUCGAUAUUUGGAUUAGAAAAAAAAUUGAAAAGAAGAAAAUCAGAAAGAUUAUUCUCCCUCAGCACCACAUCAAUAACUUCUUCACUCGUCUCUCGAUAUACGCAUUAAAGUAAAUAUGAUUAACCUAACCGUCCAAUUGCCGUGUAUUUCAUACUCGAUAAAUUGGAACUGUAUAAAAGAUGAAGAAUAUCAUAAUGGAAUAACAUUAACUCAGUUUUUUACGGAGUUCUAGAUGGGAUGCCUUACUUACGUUGAAGGGAUUUGUUUUGGAGGGUUGCUCGUUUUUGGGCACAAUCAUGUAAAUAACGGUGUAAUUUUACUGAUUAACUACUUGAUACUACUGAUAAUUAGUCGACUUAAUCCAUUACAUGAUUGAUAACUGUGAUUAAGUGGAAUAAAUGAAUUAAAAUCAUUUGUCGGGAGUAUUCAACUCAAUUGAAAUGUACUAAAAUGAAAAUGAUUGGUGGAAUAAUAAUUGAAUGAAAAAUCAAAUCGUUAUCCCCAGACACAAGAAGUCAAUGAGAAAAAAAAUCUAUAAUUUUUCCGCAAUUUCAUUAAAUGAAACAUUGCGGAAGGUAGAUAUUUUGAUUCUUUUGUAAUAGAUAGGAAAACUUUAGAAUUAAUUGAACUUUUAUUUCACUUAAUUGCAGUGAAUAACGAAAGCAAUAAGGUACUCAUGAAUAUCAUUGCCAAAUCAAGUUAAACGGGGCAAUCGAAUGAGAAACCUGACUCACAAUGUGAAUUCUAAGUAGUUAAAUAAAUUAAUAACAUACGUUCGAAUUACAACAAAGAAUUUUUCUUCUGUUUAGAGGUUAAGUAUUAUCGAAGUGUUUAUUAUGAAAUUGAGAGGCGACGGGUGAAUUGAGGAUAACGAGGUUUUUUGUAAGUUCAUUGAAACAUUGAUUCUCAAAAAUUGAAGUCAUCAUUGAAUUGUAUGUUUUAUUAAUUGUGGAUUUAUCAUGAAACAAUUGCAUAAUAUGGAGAGGAAUUUCCAGUUUGUGAUUAUUUCAUUUUGAGUUGAUUGUAACAUCCUCAUAGAUUAAGAAAUAUUUUGCAACAAAUCCGCUUUCCCCUGUGACGUUCUUGAUAACAAAUGUAAAUGCAUAUUUGUCAAGAUUUAAAAUUGAUUUUUAGUUUUUUUUUAAGAAAACAAACAUCUUGUUCCAUUCGUACUCAGCCAGUGCAACAAGUUUAUUCACUCCCAAAAAGUCUCGAUCUCGUUUCUCCCCAGUUAUUUAAGUUCAUACGAUGUAAGUGUGACAAGAGAAGGCAUUAAAGGCCGAAUUUUUUAAAUUGAGAAGCUGAAAAUGAGAAAAAAAAAAUGAAAAAUACCAACUCUUGAGUUGUAAAUUUUCUUGAAGAGAUAGUAGCAGGCAAUAACCUCCCUACGUAAUUUAAGUAAUAAUUUAAUAAUCCACUUGUCACUUUAAUAUGCAAUUGUUGUCUAAGGAAACAAACUUGUAGAUACACUUGUAAUUCCUAGUGAUAAUUCAGUCUUGUCUCUGUUUUGCCCACUUAUUCCCUCCCUCCAUCUUCGAUCAUCCCAGAUCAUUUUUUCAUCAGUAUUCUAACGAAUGAUAGUGUAAUAAUGUUGGAAAUUUACUGUCAAAAGCCUGCUGGUACCUUUUCAAUUCAUAAUAAUAAAAUAUAAAAUUGAUUUAGA